AGUUCUUAUCUUCCAAUUAAAUCCACGUCAGCAUUGAUAACGUGUUUUUUUUGUUUUGAAAAAUACACCAAUUAGAAAACCUUAUUACAAGAUUAACUCAUUCUUUCUCCUCCGAACGAAUUGGUUCGGAAAGGAAUCGUAAAGUUAAACCAUUCCGUUGCUUAAACCUUGCUUCAUUAAUAUUUCAUUGACCUGAGAUCUAGGGGAUUAGGAUAUCAGAGUUAUCCCCAAUUCAAAAGUUUUGAUUUUCAAGUUACAACAUUUCUGAUGCGCAUUGGCUUUUACCAGAUCUGCGUUUCACCUUCACCACUCUAUUUCGUUUUGGAUUUGAUUCACCUUCAAUGGAUUACUCAGUAAUUCCCAAAAAUUCAUACGUCGAAUUACAGACGAAGAACGACGACGACCCGAGAAACCCUAGAUCUCAUGGAAAGUUGCUACCUUUAGAUGAGGAAAGUUAUCUAGGAUCUAAGAACAGUAAUGGGCAUGAAUUAUUCGAAGAUGUGGAUGGUUUUGAUGAAGAUCAUAGUUUUGAGUUUCAUGUCGAUAAUUAUCCCCUUAUUGUUGAUGGCUCUAAUUCUAAUAAUCAUGGGUCUGGUGUGUCAGGGGCGGUGUUUAAUCUCACAACGUCGAUUAUUGGGGCUGGGAUCAUGGCACUGCCUGCAACCAUGAAGGUACUCGGUUUAGUUUUGGGUUUUGUGUUAAUAAUUUUGAUGGGUAUUGUUUCUGAAAUUAGCGUCGAAUUAUUGGUGAGGUUUUCAGUUUUGUGUAAGGCCUCUUCGUAUGGUGAGGUUGUUCAAUGUGCAUUAGGAAGACCCGCCAGAAUCUUGUCUGAGAUUUGUAUAAUAGUGAAUAAUGGUGGUGUAUUGGUUGUUUAUUUGAUCAUUAUGGGGGAUGUCAUGUCCGGUUCUCUUCAUCAUAUUGGUGUGUUUGAUCAGUGGUUGGGACAUGGGUUUUGGGACCAUAGAAAGCUUUUGAUAUUGGCUGUUUUGGUGAUUUUUCUGGCACCCCUUUGUGCAUUAGAAAAGAUUGAUUCUUUGAGCUUGACUUCAGCUGCUUCUGUGGCUCUUGCUGUUGUUUUUGUUGUGGUUGCUUGUGUUGUUGCUCUUAUUAAGCUCGUAGAGGGGCGAAUUGAAACACCGAGGUUGGCCCCGGAUUUCAGUUCAAAGGAGGCAAUUCUGGAUUUGCUUGUAGUGAUUCCUAUUAUGACUAAUGCUUAUGUUUGUCACUUUAAUGUUCAGCCAAUCUAUAAUGAACUUGAAGAUCGUUCUCCUCAGAAGAUGAACCGAGUUGGUAGACUCACAACUGCUCUUUGUGUUGUGGUCUAUGCUUCCACAGCUAUAUCAGGAUAUCUUCUCUUUGGGAAAGAUACAGAAUCUGAUAUACUGACCAAUUUUGAUAAAGAUUUAGGAAUUAGAUUCAGUUCUGCUUUGAAUUAUAUUGUUCGGGUCGGUUACGUUCUUCAUUUGAUUCUUGUUUUCCCAGUUAUCCAUUUCUCACUUAGGCAAACUGUGAAUGCUUUGCUGUUUGAGAAAUCAGCUCCAUUAUCAGAGAGUAGGAAGAGGUCAUUGGCCUUGACAGUGGUUCUGUUAGCACUCAUUUAUAUUGGAUCCACUAUGGUUCCAAACAUUUGGACAGCUUUUAAGUUUACAGGAGCAACAACAGCUGUGUCAUUGGGAUUCAUAUUCCCAUCUCUCGUUGCUUUAAGAUUAAGUCGAAAAGGGGAGAGUUUGAACCUUGGGGAGAAGCUUCUUUCAUGGAUGAUGCUAAUUAUGGCUGGAACUGUCAGCAUUGUUGGAGUGGUUGGAAACAUAUAUAGCCUCAAAAGCCAAUCAAAAUGAUUUCCCUUGUAGAGUUUUGAUGGGUUGAGUAAAAUUUCUCUGUUUGUAUGUUGCUAUGCAGUCAGUGUGUCUGCUUUUCAGAUCUGAAAAUGAAGUUUUCCAAGGUUAGAUCUUUACCAGUGAAGUCUAAUUACCCUAGGAAUUGAAUGAAGAGGGUAGGUUAGAUCUUGACAACACUUGUCAUAUUCAACAUAAAAUUCUUUUCUUUCUUUUUUUAUUGUCAUUCUUACAAUCAAUACUUUGAGGUUAGCCCCACUUUUGAGAGCAUUCCUCAUGUCAGGAAAACAGUUUAUACUAUUUGUUACAAAUGUGUAAGUUAUAUUCAAACUAAAUCCAAAUAAUUCAUGCCACUUAUCUUUAUCC
Molecule: messenger RNA, 2201 nt
Organism: Cannabis sativa
Lineage: Eukaryota; Viridiplantae; Streptophyta; Magnoliopsida; Rosales; Cannabaceae
Product: amino acid transporter AVT6E
Exons: 1
Coding region: 342-1838 (498 amino acids)
Biological process (GO): amino acid transmembrane transport
Molecular function (GO): amino acid transmembrane transporter activity
Source: RefSeq, a predicted model, not a curated record